Messenger RNA from Coprinopsis cinerea okayama7#130, 1611 nucleotides. Its product is annotated as kyphoscoliosis peptidase. The coding region runs from base 1 to 1611 and encodes 536 amino acids. Lineage: Eukaryota; Fungi; Basidiomycota; Agaricomycetes; Agaricales; Psathyrellaceae. The record is from RefSeq and is a predicted model, not a curated record. The transcript has a single exon.
AUGCCACCUCCAUUGCCCAAGCGCCCACCACCCUCCAUUCCAAACCGCGACCCUGAACAGGGGAUUCGAGCCUCUGUAGUCAAUGCUGGAGAGGCGGAAUUUGUCCCUUCUAGACCUGGUUCAAUCAAGCGCUCAUGCACCGUACCUGGACGCGCCGUACCGCCGAUCCCACCUCAGAGGAAUACUGGAGACUGUAAAAGUGUUCCAGAACCGCCUUUGACACGCAUUUCAGGCAACGAUGACCUGAAAGUACGGCUAAUGGCUCGCAAGCCACCACCGCCGCCUGGCCCUCGAAAGGUGCGCACGAUAGGUGUUCCUCAACACCCCCCAAGGCUCCCAAGCCAGGAGGCUGUUAAUCAACAGGAGGAUAACACCAUGCAGCCGCCCCAUUUUCAGGUGGACUACUCCGAAAGUGAAGAGGAUGGAAGCUUGGGAUCACACCCACAACCUCCGGCCGCCCUUGCUCAGCGAAGGCUCCCCCCUAUGCUUAAGCCCGUUUCACCACCUCCGGUGAUCAACCUAUCCACCAAGCCCAGACUGCAGCGCCCACUAGUCACCUCCGCUGCGAAUGGAACUCACUGCACUCAACAUAUACCGCACACUCCAACAAAUUACUGCCUGAAAUGUUACAAUUUUGACGGAGUAGACCAACACGCCUCGCUAUUCCCAAAGGAAUCAGUCACAUCCCUUACUGAACUGGCUCAAAACCUAACCGGCCCAUUCUCCACCGAAACAGAGAAGGCAAGGGCCAUUUUUGCCUGGCUCCAUUUUAACGUCAGGUACGACGUUAACUCGUUUUUCUCCGGGAACAUACAAGCAGCGACCCCGGAGUCUACGCUACGAUCUGGGUUGGCAGUGUGCGAUGGGUAUGCUGGCUUGUUCGUCCGAUUGGCUCAGUUGGCCGGGUUGCAGAAGGUAGAGAAGGUUGUUGGACACGGGAAAGGGUGGGGGAUAGAGCCAUUAGAAGAAGGGGCAAUGGUUCCUCCCCCAGAGAUGAACCAUGCAUGGAACAUCGCGUACCUGGAUGGAGAGUGGCGUCUAAUCGACGCUUGUUGGGGUGCAGGAGCGCUAAACGGAACAACCUAUACCCAGCACUUCAAUCCCUUCUGGUUUACCGCCGAUCCACUCGAGUUCGUGAAACGCCAUUACCCUACUGAAGAUCCGGCCUACCAAUUGAUACCUGACGAGACGGGUGGCCCAGUAUCUUGGAGGGAGUACAUGGGAGAGCGCAAACGCCCUAUUGUUUGUCGCGACUUCUAUGCAGCCAAUCUAGACGAGUACACAUUACAACCCGCUUGGGACGGCCUCCAAGGCGGAACGACACUCGCCUUCUCGGUUCGCAAACGAUGCGAGCACAUGUCCACAGCUGAAGCGGACAACUACGUCAUGCUAAUCGAUACCAACGACAAAGUGAAGACGCCGAUGUAUCUCAAUGACGAAGGGGCGUGGGUCGCAACUGUCCAGGUUCCUGCAGGCUCUGUGAUUUCACUCUACUACGUCAAGUCCAUUGGAGAGCAACCAGGGAAAGGAAUCAGGGUAGAGGAAUAUAACCAUGCAGUCGGUCGAAAAGCCAUGCAGUUCGGUGCAUACGCGCGAUGGAAUGCGAUGUAA